AUAAAUGUGUUAUUCUUUAUUUGACCUUGGGACAUGUUUUAAAACCCAAUUUAAUGCAAAUGUCACUAAAUAUGAGUCAUUGUUAAUGUUUAGACAAUAAUUUAAAUACAGGUUAUUGACACUUUUCUACUACGUGGGGGACUUUUAUUUUGAAAAUUUGCGAGACUGUGACGCCUAUAUUUUCCUGCGUUCCUCUCGUCUUGUCUAGCUGACAACAAUGGGCGAUAGUGAGCAGGUAGAGUGGAAGUUUAUGAAAUUAUACCUUACCGAUAUUGUAAAAACUAUUUCGGAUAUAUCUGGAACACGGAGGUCGAAAGGAAAACCCGUUGCCUAUCAUGAAGAACAACAGCCGGAGGUGGCCAAUUCUCAAAGCUCUGAGAGUCAGCUGAGAACUCCCCAGAGAAACUUCCUGAGGCAAAGUCCCAGGACGCAUUCUAAUGUCCUAAAAGGAGAAGUGAGGGGCAUUUCUCCCGUGUCUGGUUCUGGGGAGGAGAGCGACAAGGAGGCCUCCCCACCAAAAAGGAGGACCAGAAUAAGCAGCUCCAAAAAGACAAGAACAAAGUCUCACUCAAAGGAUUAUGGUGAAUGUUCUGGGUCUGAGCCUGACGAGCAGCCAGAAGAGAGCACAAAAAGAAAAAGUAAGCAUAGCAACUCAAAAAAGAAAAGGUCCAAUAUUAGCUGCAAGGAGGAGGAUAAUGACAAUUUGUCAGAUGAACAAACUGUGGUGGCUUCCUCCAGAAAAGGGAGGAGGAAACGUAGUGACUUCAAUGUAUUUGAAGCAGAGACUGAAAAAUAUAAUACUGCGCCUGAGGUGGAGGAAGUUGUGGAGGAGGAGACUGAAGUGGCCUCUGCUUCUAAGAGGAGGAAACAGCACACCCCUCAAAAAAUAACUAAGCCUUGUGCAGAGGACAAAGCUAAACGUGACCAUUAUGAGUUGGUAGAACAGACUGAAGAAACUCCCCCUAGAAAAAAACGUAGCAAGUCUAAAAAGGUAAGAGCCAGGACUACCUCUGAAAACGUGGUGGAAGUUGAAAGCGACCACUUCAAGAUGGAAAAACACGCUGCAGCUAAAGAGACUACCCUCAGAAAAAGACAGAGGAGGUCUAAGAUAUCUAAAAAGAAGCGAUCCAAGAGUCCUCCCAAGGAGGCCAGCGAAUCAGGCAAACAUGUUUCCAAGACUCGGCCUAAGGACUUGCAUGAAGAAGAGCGUGACCAAGAUGCCAAGACUCAGUCUAAGGACCUAAGUGAGGAGAGUGACCAAGACUUCCAGACGGAGCCUAAAGACUUAAGUGAAGAGGAGUGGCACCGUUCUGACCAUUCAGAGGAGGAGACGGAACAGGAGGUGUUACCUGCAAAGAGAAAAAGAGGACCCAAGAGCAAGAAGACAGUGAAGUCAGAUUCUGAAAACGUCACUGUUAAAAAGAAAGGCAAAAAGCAAGGUGCCACGGGUUUGAAGGCACCAAGAAUAAGAUUCAGACCACCUAUAGAGAAAAGGAUAAGGGUGAAAACACUUAAUAUUUGCAGUUUCUGUGAAAAGGUUCUGCCAAACAGGGCUGCGCUGAGUAGGCACCUUCAGCGUCACACAGGGGAGAAGCCUUACCACUGUGAAGAGUGUGGCAAAGACUACGGCAGCAAAACCACCCUGAAGAUUCACAACAUGCAGGUUCACCACAAGGGGACAAAGGACUUCAUAUGCAAUGAGUGUGACCAACAGUUUACCCACCUCACAUACCUCAAACGCCACAUGUACUCCCACACGGACAAGGAAAAGAGGCCACACCUGUGCAAUGUCUGUGGGAAGCAUUUUAUCCAGAAGUCACACCUGGACCGCCACAAGAUGAUUCACACCGGAGAGAAACCAUUCAGCUGUGAACACUGCACCAUGGCCUUCAAUCGGCCGGAGUACCUGCGGAUGCAUCUGAAGCUACAUGUGUCGGGUAAUGAGGGGCCAAAUAUGGCAGAGCAAGAGAAGACAAUGUGCACAGAGUGCAAUAAGAGUUUUGUCAACCCAAAGUACCUCAAAAUCCACAUGAGAAUGCACACUGGGGAGAGGCCAUACAAGUGUGAGUACUGUGCUAAGAGCUUCACCCAGACCAGUAUUCUCAACGCACACCGACGCACGCACACUGGAGAGAAGCCACACAAGUGUAAGGUGUGUGGUAGCUGCUUCACCCGUCGCAGGUACCUGGAUGAUCACAUAGGCAGAAAGCAUGGGUCUUUAGAGCAAAUGAAUGAACAGGAGGAUGAACAAUGAGAACUGCAUUAGUCUUUAGGUGUUUUGUGGUAAUGUAUGUCACUUUUAAUAUUACAGUGGGGUCCACAAUUAUUAGAUGCCUUGAUAAAGAUGAGCAAAAAAUACUGUAUAAAAUAAAUAAUACAGAGCUAUAUUGUCUGCUCAAUGUUUUUAUUUAUUUUAGGGAUGGAUCUAAUUUUACAUAAUGGGUACCUGGAGGAAAAUGGAGUUGAGUCAUGCUUUUUCAAUUUCAGUCGAGAGGAGGGUUUAGGUUGUUCAGUCAU
Messenger RNA from Coregonus clupeaformis (lake whitefish), 2517 nucleotides. RefSeq names its product zinc finger protein 91-like. The transcript has 2 exons. Lineage: Eukaryota; Metazoa; Chordata; Actinopteri; Salmoniformes; Salmonidae. The record is from RefSeq and is a predicted model, not a curated record. The coding region runs from base 218 to 2254 and encodes 678 amino acids.